Molecule: messenger RNA, 1622 nt
Organism: Syngnathus typhle (broad-nosed pipefish)
Lineage: Eukaryota; Metazoa; Chordata; Actinopteri; Syngnathiformes; Syngnathidae
Product: basic helix-loop-helix transcription factor scleraxis-like
Exons: 3
Coding region: 419-1051 (210 amino acids)
Biological process (GO): regulation of transcription by RNA polymerase II; developmental process
Molecular function (GO): DNA-binding transcription factor activity, RNA polymerase II-specific; RNA polymerase II transcription regulatory region sequence-specific DNA binding; protein dimerization activity
Source: RefSeq, a predicted model, not a curated record
GCACACGUGGAGCACAGCGGCAAAGAGAAAGACAGAGCGAGAGAGAGAGAAACAAACUGCUACCACGGGCGGUGAGUCAUUUUUCUACUUGGGACCCAAGCCACCAAAUUGACUUCAAGGUCACUCGAAGCAAAUCAACAACGCACGAGUGGAGACUUGAGUGUGCCGUUGUCGCUCCACUUUCUUCCAGAGGAUUUAAGUCAGUGACUAAAAUGAUUGUUGGGAUGUGAAGAGAAGAAGCAAAGAGGAUCCUGGAAGCUGCGGCCGGCCACCUGUUGCACUUUUAGCAUCCAUCCAUCGCUCGCCGCAAGUUAGAAAAGCAAAUCAUCUGGCCCAUUAUUGACCAUUUGUAGCCAAUUAAGUGUCUACAGAAGAAAAGGUCUCCAGGGACCGAGCGGCGGCGGCGGCGGCAUUCGAGAUGACCUUCGCCAUGCUGCGCACGGCAUCUCCCGCGGGCCGCUUCUUGUACGGCGACAUCGCUCUCCUCUCCGAAGACGACGACGACAGCUCGGGCUCGGGCUCGGAGGAGCGCUCGGGCAAUCCCGCCGCCUAUCGCCUGUCGUCGUCCGCCGCCUUUCACAUCAAGAUGAGCAGGAAGCGAAAGCUGUGCAUGGGAGCGGCCGGCACAGCGGCGGUGGAAGCCGUCCUGGGGAGGUUGGGCCCACCGGGCUCGUCUCCCCCCACCGAAAUCCGCCAGAGGACGGCGGCCAACGCUCGCGAGCGGGAUCGAACCAAUUCGGUCAACACGGCCUUCACGGCGCUCCGCACGCUCAUCCCCACCGAACCCGCCGACAGGAAGCUGUCAAAGAUCGAGACGCUUCGCUUGGCCAGCAGCUACAUCAGUCACCUGGGGAACGUUUUGCUCCUGGGCGAGGGCCUUCACGACGGACAGCCCUGCCACGCUCCGUCGCCGCCGUUCUUCCACGUCAACUCCUCCCCCGGCCGAGGAUCCGACCAAUCGGGCCAGCCCAAGCACAUCUGCACCUUCUGCCUCAGCAACCAGAGAAAAAUGAACAAAGACAGAGACAGAAAGACGGCCAUCCGAAGUUAACAAGCCAAUCAAGAAAAGGGCAUUUAUUGUUUUUCAAUGCAGUAAUUUGAGGACUUUUUUUUUUUUUUUCCAACUACUGCAGCACAAAUUUUACAGCGCGUUUGUCUAACUUUUCGCUCUUAAGGAACUUUUGGGGUGUUUUCACUUUGGGGGAAAACAUUUUUUUUUCUUUUUUCCCCCCAAUCUCUCUUUGACGUGCAUAUAAAAGGCAUGAAGAGCCUUUCAUUGUGGGACUUUAUUAGGUUAUUUGCAAAGAGCCCGCCCGCCCUUAAGAGCCCUUGGCACAUGAUGACAAAAACACACAAAGCCAUGAAAGAGAAAUUUGUAUCCAUCAAAAGCUGUGUAAACUGUAAUAUAAAUGUAUAUUUAUGUGUCAUAACAUUCUAUAUGAAACAAUGUUAUUUAACAAGCAUAUCAAUUUCUUGAAAACAAAUUAAGAGUGGCUUGCACAAAAUAUUGCCUUUUGUUGAUGGCAUGACAUGCUGGAACUCUUUUUAAGUUUCCGAGAAUAUAUUUUUGUGUUGUGCUGGGAAAAUAACUCCAUGGUCAAUAAAUUGUUUUGUAUCCACGA